AUGCCUUUAUAUCCUAGUCUCGAAGCCCUAACGAUUGGAAAGGAGGUGGAUGCCCAAAAUAGGCUUGCCACCACCCUGAUGUCUGCCCCAGCAGCAUCCGACUCCACAGGUGGUGUAAACUACGCCUUGUUGGCUAGCGAAUUUUUGGGCCUGGACCUUUCCUUGGUUACUUAUGAUGAGUACGGUAACGCCUGUUAUGGUGGGCAACCUAACGCAGACGCGAUCGCAACCCACGUAGGCGGUACUGUUGCUCUUCCGGAUCCCAACGCCAUCGCAAGUAGAGAUCCUGUCAAUGUAUCACAGGGAGUUCGCGAAGUAACAAUACGAAAGAACAAACAUGGUUUUGUGGGGCUACAAUUACGCAAUCAAGACCGCGGAGUGUUCGUGACUUAUGUCGAAUCUGAUUCUCCAGCCGCCGAGGCUGGUCUUCGCUUUGGCGAUCAAGUUUUGAAGAUUAACAGCCAAUACACUGUCGGUAUGACUGGGAAAGAGGCAAUGAGCUUUAUCAGGCGAUCUUGCGGACCAACAGUUGAUAUUAUCAUACGCGACCGGCCCCUUGAACGCGUCGUUACGCUGGCAAAGGACAGCCUGGGGUGUCUGGGCAUUCUCAUCAAAGAUGGAGAUAUUGAGGCCAUUGUUAAGGAUUCAAGUGCUGCUAGGAAUGGUGUGCUGAUUAAUAGUCACUUGGUUGAAGUGAAUGGCAUUAAUGUGCUCGGUCUUUCCGAUAAGAAAAUUCGCGAACUCAUCAAAGUCUCCCCUCAGAACGUCAGGGUGACGCUUAUUCCCGGCUUUUACUAUCAGCACCUUUCGAAAAAACUUGGGAGGGGGCUAAUGAAGAAUAUGGACCGCUCCGAACCAAUGGCAUAG
Echinococcus granulosus is the source of this 867-nucleotide messenger RNA. Its product is annotated as Syntenin-1. The record is from RefSeq and is a predicted model, not a curated record. Gene Ontology annotation, cellular component: plasma membrane; cytoplasm; dendritic spine. Bases 1 to 867 code for a protein of 288 amino acids. The transcript has 3 exons. Gene Ontology annotation, biological process: chemical synaptic transmission. Gene Ontology annotation, molecular function: protein binding. NCBI's taxonomy places the organism in Eukaryota, Metazoa, Platyhelminthes, Cestoda, Cyclophyllidea, Taeniidae.